AUGUCUCCCGCAGAUUCGACCUUCACUGGGGAAGACCCAUCACAGAUGAAUACUCCUACUAGUACUGUUGGUGUUCUAUCGCCACUCAAUCCAGCCUCGUCGAUGUUGGGGGAUGGUGGACAGGCUCUAAACUCGUCAAAUGGUGUUCAAUAUAUGAAUCAUUCAGCUGGCCGUACAACUAGCUUUGACCCUCGACCGUCACACCUCAGUAUCACUACUCAACUUGCUGAGUCCCGACCAGGGUCUGCUUUGAGUGUUGCCAGACAGUCAUUACCCCCAACUGGUCUGUCGAUCUCUACCAGCGCUGCUCAAGCCUCUCAUAUCUCUGCAAAUUUAAGAGACAAUGCUUCCCACGUUGGGUCAUAUCCAGAUCCCCCAGGAGCACGAAGAGCAGCAUCUGCUGGUGCUGUUUCCUCUCAUGGAUCGUCCAAUCAAAGUCUUGAUGGUUCCCUUUCUCGGUCAUCCUCUAGACAACGAGGCUGGCAUCCGGGAAUGCCUUUACCUGGUCCUCCACCAGGACCGCCUCCCCCAUCUUCAAGGUCCCACAGCACUGGUGGUGUUCGGACUCAUGCCCAAUCUCAAAGUGCUGGUCAAAGCAGCCGUCCUUCACACCGUGUUCCACUGAGGGCCCCCUUACUUAGUCCACUUCCUCCGACGCCCGCAAAUUGGCGAGAUGGUUCGACCUCCCGGUCUAGCUCCAAAGCUCCAGUUCCACUUCAUAUCGAGACCACAAACCUUGAGAACGCAACGUCGCAGCAGAUGGGGCUCAGUCGUAGCGCUGCUCUACGAGUUUCGUCUGCAAAAGGUCUUUUAGAACGACGCAAGAAUCGACGCAGUAUGCACGAUGCACCACUAGCGGAUUGGAGCGCUCUGACUAUUGAAACCGACCCGUGGCUUGACGCUGUAAGCCCAACAGGGUUCAGUCCGGAGCAGUCUCCAAUUUUGGACUCUAGAGCUCCGGGCAUGAGUCCGGAAUCAAGCCGACGGAGAAUGGCAUCUAGCAGGAGGUCAACUCAGACAUCUAACGAAGAGCAGUCAUCGUAUGCACCACAAUUUGCCAUGAAGUCCAACAAUCCAUUUAGCCCUAGGGUGGCGACGCCUAUCAUGCCACCAAGGACUCUCCCAACGCCUCCACUGAGUCAGAAAAACCCUGCAUCUGCUCAUAGCAUGCUACCAUCCACAGCCUCCUCAGUAUCCGACUUACUUCACGGCGAGACCGAUUCUUUCAUCGCCGAUGCUUCACGCCGGCAUCACGAGUUUCUGCUGCGAGAAAGUCAAGCCGGUAGUGACUUGGAGCGGUUGCAAUUGUUUACCCAAUUCUUUGCAUCAGAGGCCAAGUUGAGAAGAGCAAAGUACCCAGGGCCAUUCGUAGAGGGCACCUUGAAAGUGAGCGGUGCAAGCCAACGGCUAUUCGAGGAAUUGCUUGACGACGUCAGUUUGGAAGCCUUCAAGAGCCCUGUUACUACUGGCAAAGAACGAUCGUCAUUCAAUGGACUUCGAAUUGACCCUCCUCAACGUCCAGACACAAUGUGGUGGAACGAUUAUCGCCCAGCUCUAUCACCCAUCGCGAGCAUGAGUAACGAUGAACUUAGUUCACGUGGCCGUACUGCGAGCCGUUGGUGGCAAUCUCAAACUGCGGAGACCAAUUCAGAAGCAAACGGUGCGCCGAAGAAAAUGAAGCGAUCAAAACGAGAAUCUAAAUAUAUGGGAUUGUCGGCACUGUCUGUCGAGGAAGUCCUUUCGGAAGCGGCAACUCCCACAAGGCUCGAUCAAAUACUUGAAAGCGGCGAUACCUACCCUCAGGAGAAGGUCAAUUCAGAUGCAUUUGGCAUAUUUGAAGACCAAGAGCCUGUACUACAUUUCGAUCGAGCGAACAGUUUUCCAAUGAGCCCUCAAGCCGUGGACAUCUCCCGUUUUAUCACUCUUCCGCCGCCGUAUCCACGUCACUAUCCAGCAGUAAAUAACAGUCACCCGAAAUUAGCAGCCUCACGGAAUUUAGUUCGUACACUGAGCGAUCUAACAGAGCUCGAAGACCGUAGGUCUCGUGUCAAUGUCAGCGUGGAAGCCUUGCGGACAGAACAUAAACGGAAAAUUCGAGAAGCACAGCGAACAUUCAAAGAAAAUAUACAUGCACAGAUCAGUGAGGGCAGCAUCACCUAUGCUGAAGCGGCAGAAGCUGAACAAGCAUUAAAAUUGGACGAAAAUAAACAAGAGAAGAUCUGUCUACAGGCAGAAUUCGACACAUUACAAGAUGUAUUAAUCAACCCUAUGCAUGAUCUGUUGAAUGCGCGGGUUGAGCAGCUCAAUGCAGGUAUUGUCGAGUUGAAAGAGAAGUUAUUCGCCGAGACGCAAGCACAAAAUCCUGAUCGACCUCAGCAAGAAGGAGAUGCCAUGCCGGAAAUCCUGGAAUAUCUAACACAGCUCAAAUGGCUAUUUGAGACCCGAGAGCAUGCUCAUCAGGAGUUAUUCAACCUCCUCAGUGACCGCAAUGAGAAGUACAAGGCCAUUGUCUUACUGCCCUACCAUCAAGUCUCCCAUAUGGAAAAGAUACGAGAUACCGAGGAGUUCUUCCACCGCGACAGUCUACAGCGCAAGAGGGUAUUCCGGGAUGAAUCUGUCGCACGAUAUCAGACACUCCGCCAAUUGGUUGCAGAGCAUGUUGCGCAAGAGGUGGAACUGCAGUCCUCGGCGUUCUGGGAUAUUGCACCGGGGAUCCUCGAUUUGAUUCAGAGAUUGCCGGAUGGGGUCAUCCCAGCGGGGGCCAUUGCAAUUCCGCAGGCCGAAUAUGAAGAGAAUCCAUCCUAUGUUGAUUUCCCUCAACAAUACCUCUACACACUGCUCGACCAUGCAGAGAAAUCAACCUACCAGUUCAUCGAAUCACAAAUCAACUUAAACUGCUUACUUCAUGAAGUGAAGCUUGGAGUAUUGAAGGCACGGUGCCGAGCAGCAGAGGCGAUUCAAGCGCAAAACAGCGUGAACGGUACCAGCCGCUCUGCUGAAGAUCCGAGGGAAACUUGUGACAACGAAGAAGCACAGGCGACCAAUGAGUUGAAGCAGCAAGUGACCAUGAUCGAAGAACAGUGGAUGGAAGCACUGGGUGCUGCGUUGCAGAACAAGAAAACGCAGGUGAAGCUUGACCUCGAGACCGUGGGUGGCUGGGAUGAGUCUAUCCAGGCUGCUGAAUAG
Messenger RNA from Exophiala aquamarina CBS 119918, 3186 nucleotides. RefSeq lists its product as uncharacterized. The coding region runs from base 1 to 3186 and encodes 1061 amino acids. NCBI's taxonomy places the organism in Eukaryota, Fungi, Ascomycota, Eurotiomycetes, Chaetothyriales, Herpotrichiellaceae. The record is from RefSeq and is a predicted model, not a curated record. The transcript has a single exon.